AUGUCGACUGAAUUGAGUGACCUAAGGGCAAAGGUUGGCAUCUACCUCCUUGAAGAAAGACUGUUGGACGAGGAAGAUAUUGUGGUCAAAGAUGAAGAAGAUAUUGUGAUUACCACAGUGUCCCAGGCAGCCAUCUUCUAUGCAGAGCCUCUCUUUAACAAGACCCCAUAUCAUACAUCAGUCUCUGGCCAUGGCUGGAUUCAAGAAUUGAUUGAUGGGCAUCCGGAACAAAUUAGAGACUUUGAGAGAAGCAGGGCAUACCAAUUCAAAGAGUGUGUCUUUGGAGGAGAAGCUUGCUAUGUUUUUAUACAUGAGUGUGACUGGGCUCACUGUCAGACAUGUUGUGAACAUUUUCAAUGUGCCAAUGACACUAUAUCAAAGUAUUUCAAGGAAAUUCUAUUCGUGUUUUCGUCCACACCCAUCUACACUAAUUAUGUACAUCUACCAUCUGCCAACGACCCUAUGCCUCCCAAAGUCCUGAAUAACCCAAAGUUUUAUCCCUUUUUUUCAGAUGCAAUUGGUGCCAUUGAUGGGACACAUAUCACCUGUGCCCCAUCCACUGCAGAACUGUAA
Messenger RNA from Serpula lacrymans var. lacrymans S7.9, 573 nucleotides. RefSeq lists its product as uncharacterized. The record is from RefSeq and is a predicted model, not a curated record. The coding region runs from base 1 to 573 and encodes 190 amino acids. The transcript has 3 exons. NCBI's taxonomy places the organism in Eukaryota, Fungi, Basidiomycota, Agaricomycetes, Boletales, Serpulaceae.